Phalacrocorax carbo (great cormorant) is the source of this 3980-nucleotide messenger RNA. The record is from RefSeq and is a predicted model, not a curated record. NCBI's taxonomy places the organism in Eukaryota, Metazoa, Chordata, Aves, Suliformes, Phalacrocoracidae.
GGACAGGGACACGGGAGCAGCCGCUCCAGUGUGGCCCCGAGCAGUCGCGGCGCCCUGGGCACCCCGUUGUGGGGUCACCCCGCUCCUUCCUGGGGUCCCCAGGCCCAGCCACUGUGGGGACGCUGCCCCUGGGAACCCCCACGCCCACGCCUGCCCGGCUAGGGGACACGGGGGCACCGGCUGCCAGUGCUCACACGGGGCAGGUGUGUCCCCACGCCUGUCCCCACAGGGUCAUCGGGGUCCCCGUGGGCCCAUGGGGUCCAGGUCACUCCACAGGGCCAUCGAGGUGCCGGUGUCUGUGUGUGGGGGGGGCUGUCCCCACGGCAGCAUCCCCACGGGGUGGCUGUGUCGCUGUGGGGUGUGUCACCACGGUUCUAUUGGGGUACGUGUCACUACGGGGUGUGUGUCACCGUGGGGCCGUCGCACUGACUGCGUCCCCACUGGGGUGCCUGUGUCCCCACCAAGGUGCGCAUGUCCGUGCGGGCUCGCGGGGGUCCCUGCGUGGAUGCGCAUGUCACCGUGGGGACACUGGGGCACACGUGUCCUCGCAGGGGUCACCGGGACCCUUGCCAGGGCGCAUGUCUCGAGGGGGCCAGUUUGUCCCCACAGAUGCCCUGGGGCUAUGCUGGGUUGCGCAGAGGGCCUGCAUGUGGGGGGGGUUCCCUGGGCCGCCAUACCCCAGCACAGGGGUCCCCUCGCUGGCCCUCGGCCCCCCCGGCUGUUUACGCCGCCCAGGCUAUUUUUGGGAGCCCCAGCCCGCGGGUAUUUUUGGCCACCCGGUGCGGGGCACGUGGGGGAAGGGCCGCGGCGGUGUCACCAGCAGGCAAUGGCUGGGGACACCCGAUCCCGGGGGACACGGUGGCUCUGUCCCCAACGGCGAGUUGCACGAGGCCGGGGGUCAGUGCAGGGACAGCGUGUCCAGCGGUGCCCGGGUCUCUGCCGGCCGCGGCCGCGUCCCUCCUGCUGAAUCACCGCCGCGGGGCCCCGGGGCUCCCUCGUGCCCGCAGCCUCGCCACACCGGCCCCGGUGCCGUGAGUCAGGCCCCGGCAGCGCCGCGGCGGGGUGGGGCCGGACGGCAUCACCUGCGCCCGCCGGCCUGGCUGGGCACUGGUGCUGGCCACGGGAGGGGACACUGGUGGCCUGUGGGGCUGCGGGAGCACUGACCGGCAGCGGCGGCGUGGCGGGCGAUGGCGGCGCAGGGGGAGUACCGGCGCCUGGAGGACUUCGAGGAGGACUCACCCCCCGGCGAGGAAGAGCUGCUGGUGCAUGUCACCGAGGGGCUGCAAGACUCCUGGCACCACAUCAAGAACCUGGAUAAUUUCUUCACCAAGAUCUACCACUUCCACCAGAAGAACGGCUUCGCCUGCAUGAUGCUCUCCGACCUCUUCGAGCUGGUGCAGUUCCUGUUCGUCGUCACCUUCACCACCUUCCUGCUGUGCUGCGUGGAGUACGACGUCCUCUUCGCCAACCGGCCGCUCAACCACAGCCACGCCGGAGGGGCGGCCCCCGACCGCAGCAAGGUGACGCUGCCCGACGCCGUCCUGCCCGCCCCGCAGUGCGCCCGGAGGAUCCGGGCCAGCGGCUGGAUCAUCUUCCUGCUGGUGAUGGCGGCCGUCUUCUGGCUGUACCGGCUGGUGAAGGUGCUCUGCAGCCUGCUCAGCUACUGGGAGAUCCGCACCUUCUACAUCAAAGCCCUUAACAUCCCCUCGGAGGGGCUGUGCAACUACAGCUGGCAGGAGGUGCAGGCGCGGCUGAUCUCGCUGCAGCGCCGGCAGCAGAUGUGCGUGCACAAGAGGGAGCUGACGGAGCUGGACAUCUACCACCGCAUCCUGCGCUUCAAGAACUACAUGGUGGCCAUGGUCAACAAGUCGCUGCUGCCCGUGCGCUUCCGCUUGCCGCUGCUGGGCUCCGUCGUCUUCCUCACCCAGGGCCUCAAGUACAACCUGGAGCUGCUCCUCUUCUGGGGCCCCGGCUCCCUCUUCCAGAACAAGUGGAGCCUGCGGCCGCAGUGCAAGCGGGCGGGCGCCCGGCGGGAGCUGGCGCGGCGCCUGGCGCGCACCAUGGUGCUGCUGGGGCUGGCCAACCUGCUGCUCUGCCCCUGCGUGCUGGUCUGGCAGCUCCUCUACGCCUUCUUCAGCUACGCCGAGGUGAUCAAGCGGGAGCCGGGCAGCCUGGGCGCCCGCCGCUGGUCCCUCUACGGCCGCCACUACCUGCGCCACUUCAACGAGCUCAACCACGAGCUGCAGGCACGGCUGAGCCGCGGCUACAAGCCGGCCACCAAGUACAUGAACUCCUUCACCAGCCCCCUGCUCACCGUGCUGGCCAAGAACGUCGGCUUCUUCGCCGGCUCCAUCCUGGCUGUGCUCAUCGUCCUGACCGUCUACGACGAGGACGUGCUGACGGUGCAGCACAUCCUCACCGCCAUCACGCUGCUGGGGCUGGUGGUCACCGUGGCCAGGUCCUUCAUCCCCGACGAGCACACGGUGUGGUGUCCGGAGCAGCUGCUGCAGCGUGUCCUGGCCCACGUCCACUACAUGCCCGACCACUGGCAGGGCAACGCCAGCCGGUCGGAGACGCGCAGCGAGAUGGCGCAGCUCUUCCAGUACAAGGCAGUCUUCAUCCUGGAGGAGCUGUUGAGCCCCAUCCUCACCCCCCUCAUCCUCAUCUUCGCCCUGCCCUCCCGCGCCCUGGACAUCGUUGACUUCUUCCGCAACUUCACGGUGGAGGUGGUGGGGGUGGGCGACAUCUGCUCCUUCGCCCAGCUCGACGUCCGCAACCACGGCAAUCCUCAGUGGCUGUCGGCCGGGCAGACGGAGGCCUCUGUGUACCAACAAGCGGAGAACGGGAAGACGGAGCUGUCGCUGAUGCACUUCGCCAUCACCAACCCGCGCUGGCAGCCGCCGCCGCCGAGCGAGCUCUUCCUCAGCCACCUGAAGGAGAAGGUGCAGCAGGACGCGGCCGCCGCGCCGCCCGCCCAGCACAUCCUGGCCGAGGGGCCACUGGGCACCUCCCUCCUCUCCGACGACUCGGCGGUGGCGCCGGACGGCUUGCUGGCCAGCGUCCUGGCCCGGCCCAUCCUGUCGGCCAGCGGGCUGGUGUCCCGGGACCGGCGCUUCGUCCAGCCCUGCAGCACCGCCAGCGCCGCCGCCAGCGUCCUGGCCUCCCUGGCGUCCCCCCUGCCCGGGCGGGCGCGCGGCCCCUCCGCCGACAGCCCCGGCUGCCCCAGCGACCGCCUGCGCCCCGAGGAGAGCCUGCUCCUGAGCGAGUCGCGGCUGCGCAGCCUGAGCCGCUCGGCGCUGCUCUCCGAGGUGGCCUCGGCCGAGAUGAGCCUCCACGCCAUCUACCUGCACGAGCUCCACCAGCAGCAGCAGCAGGGCCCCGGGCCCCAGGCCGUGGGGGUGUGGGUGGCCGCGGGGGCACCCAAGCCACCCUCCGUGACCGCAGGUUCGGCUGCCAGGGCCUCGCAAGCUCAGCACAGGGAGAUGCCGCUGGGCGGCUGGGCCGAGGAAGAGGAGGAGGAGGAGGAAGAGGAAGAGCAGACAACAGGCUAGCCGGCCUCGGCUCCAGUGGGGUCCUGGGUGUGCCAAGAGCUCCCGGCGCUGCCGGGCACGGUGCCGGGAGAGCUGCCAGGAGGCGCUGGCUGGGACUGGGUGCAGCGGGGGUCUCGCUGCUGCCCACCAUGCUGCCUGGGGGGCCGGGAUGCAGGGUGGUCUGGCUGGCCCUGCCCGUGUGGGCCCCCUGCUCGGGUGCGUGGCCUUGCUGGUGGCCCCACGGUGCUGCAGGGCCGGGGGCGCUGCUGGGGGCAGCCAGCCCCACCAGGUGCUAUAUUUAUGGGGGGGCUCGGGGCACCCGGGCUGCCCCUUGCCUGUGCUGGUGCCGUCCCCGUUCCUGCUGCCUGCCCGGGCCUCUGCCCCCCGCGGUGCCCUGCCCCGGGCACCGGCCGCACCGAGCCGCCGCGGGAAAUAAAGGUUUACAGAGAG